This is a messenger RNA of Striga hermonthica, 1293 nucleotides long. The record is from the annotation of a GenBank genome assembly. Lineage: Eukaryota; Viridiplantae; Streptophyta; Magnoliopsida; Lamiales; Orobanchaceae.
AUGUCAGAAGUACCCUCAACCCCAUUGAAUAGACCUUCAGCUACUUCCAGAGACGCCUUUUAUAUGCCUAAUGUGUUGCCAUUACCUCGUUUGAGCCCGUAUUGUACUGAAGAGAAUAAUAUACUUCACCACCACCCUUCAUUGUCGAAUGUGAUAAACCGAGUACCUCAGGGGAGUAUCGGGCCCUUCACUAGGGAUGAUGACUUAAUACUCCAAGGUGAAGAAGUUACUGAUUACGGGUGGAGCAGAGGACUGGCUCGCUCGAGAGGGAACAAUGGCUCAAGGAGCCUUCAUCAUGAACAGAAGAAGCUGUUUUCUUGCUCGCUUGCCGCAAUUCGAGGUUAUAUAUACCAUAUCGCCAAGGAUCAACAUGGCUGCAGGUUCAUGCAGAGGAUGUUUGAUGAGGGGACUUCCCGGGAUGUGCAGAUUGUGUUUGAAGAGAUAAUUGACCAUGUAGUCGAGCUCAUGAUGAACCCGUUUGGGAAUUAUCUCAUGCAGAAAUUGCUGGAGGUUUGUACUGAGGAACAGAGGAUGCAUAUACUGUUGAGGGUGACUGAGGAAGCAGGAGAGCUCGUUAGGAUCUCUCUGAACACACAUGGGACUCGUGUGGUACAGAAGUUGAUCGAGACGCUUAAAACAAGGCAGCAGAUAUCAAUUGUUGUUUCGGCCCUUGAGCCGGGGUUUCUUGUCCUUAUAAAGGACUUGAAUGGUAAUCAUGUUGUGCAGAGGUGCUUGCAGUGCUUUUCUGCAGAGGAUAGUAAGUUCAUUUUCAUAGCUGCUGCCAAGUACUGUGUUGAUAUAGCAACACACCAGCACGGGUGCUGUGUUCUGCAGCGUUGCAUCAGUCAUGCGAUUGGCGAGUAUCGAGAAAAUUUGGUUCAAGAGAUUUCAGCAAACGGGCUUCUGCUUGCUCAGGAUGCUUACGGAAAUUAUGUCGUCCAAUUCAUUUUGGAGCUUAAGAUCCCGUCUGCAACAUCCAAACUGACAUCUCAGUUUGAGAGUCACUAUGUACAUCUCGCUCGACAAAAAUUCGGCAGCCAUGUUAUCGAGAAGUGUCUUGUGGUGUGUGAUGAUGGAAUCCGGUCAAAGAUCGUUCAAGAAUUGUUGUCAGCAGCGUACUUUGAACAGCUGCUCCAGGACCCACAUGCAAAUUAUGUCAUUCAAACAGCUCUUCGUGUUACUGAGGGCCGUCUUCAUCAUACUUUGGCCGAGGCAAUCGAAUCUUACAAGGCAAUCUCACGAAAUAGUCCCUACUCGAAGAGGAUCUUCUCUCACAAGCUCUUGAAGAGGUGA